CAAUUGAGGGAACCCACUUCUCAUACACUGGAUCGAAAAAAUCCAAACCAAUCGUAUAAUAAAUCAGAAGAAGGAACGAAACAGAGAUGUGGACAAAUCUAAUGUCCCUUCUCAUUUAAGUUUGUUCCUUCUUUAGAUCUCUCUCUCUCUCUCUCUCUCUCUAAUGUCCCUUCUCAUGUAAGUUUGUUCCUUCUUUUAGAUCUCUCUCUCUCUCUCUCUCGUAAAGACUGGUCCCAGCAGGCAGGCAGCAGAUCCAAAUCUCCAAUUUUCAGGCAGUGUUUACUGCUCCAUUAUGAAGAUCCCAGCUUUUUUAUGACUUUUCAAAGUCACCCACUUCUGCUGUUCGAGCUCUUUGAGGCUCUGCUUUUGCCUAAUCGCUGAAUUCGUGGUUUUCAAAGGGGAGGCUCCAAGUGAGUGACUGGAAGUGGAACAAGUAUGGAGUGUACAGGCUUCCUCCAAGGAUGCUACUCCAGUAGAGAUCUUAAUAUGGGUGUUCAUGGCAGUGCACCGCCCCCAUGUAAUAACGAGAGGAUGUUCAAGAGCAGUUAUUGCUACAAUGUUUUCGUGCCAUCACUUAGUAGGGACCAGUUUUUAGUCCAUGAGAAGGAAAUAUUGAGACGGACAAUACUCAAGCAUGACCUGGUUUUCAGAGAUCAGGUCAGUGAACUUCACCGCCUUCAUAGAAGACAAAGGGAAUUGAUGGAUGAAAUUAGACGGGCAGAGAUUGCUAAGCAGAACUUACAAUUGCAGAGAUCACAGUCCAAUUCCUUAUCUGAUCAACGACAAUGGCAAACCCCAGGCUUACCUUGGGUAAACCUCGCUGCAAGUAGACCAUCUUUUUCAACAGCUGAAAACUUCCAAUCUACUUCAAGCUUUAUUGAGAGGAAAAGUACACGAGCAGAACUUGAUACGGUGUUAGCUGAAGCCAAUUUAGAAGAACGCAAGUUGUGGCAUUCCAAGUCUAAGAAGAAAAUGCUAGAUCUCGAGCUUCCAGCUGAUGAGUACAUUGAUAGUGAAGAGGAGGAUCUGUAUGGAAAUGAAAAGGCUUCUAAAGGUCCUGAGUUGCCUUGUUAUUCGUCAAAGAAACUGCCAGAGGAUUCACGGAAGAGUGAUCUUAAACUGUUUCCAUGCAGCAAUCUGCCCAACUCUAUUUGCCAUGGAGGUUCUUCUAGACCCGAUCCUUUCUUUAGAAUAACUAAUGAUUUCAUUGACUUGAAUGAACCGGUCUGGCUUAAGGCUGCAGCCGCUUCAAAUCCAUUCCGGCAGGGAAGGGAUGCAGAAACUUGCUUGAAGACCACGUAUCUGGAAGACAAGCAAGGAGAGCUUCUACCUAAUUGUGAUGAAUACGCAGGAAUGUUAUCCAUGCCAUGCAAACAAUUAAAAGUCGAACUCCCAGCUGAAUUCCCUACUGCCAAUCCCUUGGACGACUGUGAUAGAAAAUUGCAAGAUCAAGUUGCUGAUUCUGUCAGAGAAAAAUCAGAGAGAAAUGCUUCUCUCUCUGAUGAUGACUAUCGACAACUGGUCAGUCCUUGCUUACCCACCUCAUGCCGCCUUGUUCCUCAGUCUGAUGGGGUGAAGUCUCAGCCAUUUUCAUCCUGUCCAAAGCCAACACAUUAUGCAAAUCAGAACCCUAUAGCAGUUCAAGCCCUCCCGAGAUUUAACAGUGUUUUGCCAUCUUAUAUGAGCACUGAAUCAUCUUCGGGGAGUCCCCUGCUUAAUGGAAACAGGUCUGAUUGUAGCAGAAACAUGAAUAGACCUGGUGUCGGAAGUUUCAGCCCUCCUCAGAACAGCCAUUGGUUUGGCUCCCAGUUAGAGACCACAACAGCAGCUAGCUUGCCAUCAAUCGGUUUUAGUCACCCGAACUAUGAUACUGCCACUGUCCAUAUGAACUGCUUUCAGAGGCCUGCUGCUGGGGAUCCGAAUUCUGCAAAGAUUAUGGAUUUGAAUAUGCCUCCCGACGUUGAGACUGCAAAUGGAGUGGAGAAGAUUGAAGAAUCACAAGCUACGUUGCUCGUGCCUCAAGAAAAGCUAGAUUAUGAUAACACACCAAACGAGGAGAAAGAAGAUUUAUCACGGAUAGAUUUGGCCUCUUCACAAGCUUCUUCGACAUCUGUCUCUCAUGCCGGGCCAAAGAGGUUGAAGACUAGGGACUGCGCGGGUGAUGAAAAUAUUCUUGUAUCUGACAAUUUUGACAAGCCUGGUGUCUGCACCAGCCAAUUUCCUCAUCUUUCUUCCUCUUCCAAUUUCCAUCCAGAUGCGUCUGAAAAAAAGAACACUCAAAGUAGUCUGAAAGAUGGAAUGGUUAAUGGCUACUCGGCUAGCAGUCCUCCAGCCAGCUCCGGGAAACUGUGCACUGCAGAUAAUGUAUCUGUAGAUAUCAUGGCUGAUACCAAGCUUUCAGGGCUUGGAAAUCAAAUUGACUUGAACUCCUGCAUAAUUGAAAACGAACCCUUGCCAAUUGUCAAAGUGAAAAACGCCAUAGAAAUAGAUCUGGAAGCACCUGUUAGUCCUGAAAACCAGGAGCGUUCACCUCCCAGGGGAGACUCCGAGGAAAACCAACUGUACACACAUUUCCAGUUGUCAGAAAUGGAAGAUAGGGACCAGAAGGACGAACUUGUCAGGAUGGCAGCAGAGGCUAUAGUCUUGAUUUCAGCACCUUCUUCCGCAAGCUGUCGGUAGAGAAC
Molecule: messenger RNA, 2684 nt
Organism: Diospyros lotus (date-plum)
Lineage: Eukaryota; Viridiplantae; Streptophyta; Magnoliopsida; Ericales; Ebenaceae
Exons: 4
Coding region: 436-2679 (747 amino acids)
Source: RefSeq, a predicted model, not a curated record